Neurospora tetraspora is the source of this 2178-nucleotide messenger RNA. RefSeq names its product ATPase family AAA domain-containing protein 1. NCBI's taxonomy places the organism in Eukaryota, Fungi, Ascomycota, Sordariomycetes, Sordariales, Sordariaceae. Gene Ontology annotation, cellular component: mitochondrial outer membrane. The coding region runs from base 446 to 1690 and encodes 414 amino acids. The record is from RefSeq and is a predicted model, not a curated record. The transcript has 3 exons. Gene Ontology annotation, molecular function: ATP binding; ATP hydrolysis activity. Gene Ontology annotation, biological process: extraction of mislocalized protein from mitochondrial outer membrane.
GUUGGUUUCAGUUGGAGUCCAAUGUUUGAUCGAUCGAAGGGAGUGGGAAGUUCGGGAGUCGGGACCACUGGGGGACCACUGAAGUGUGAGUCUUGGCAAUAUUGGCAAGGUCCCAUUAGCCACUGGGGUGGCGCCCCAUUCUUUGGGCCGAAUGCAGUGCACAUGGCAAGCUGAAGCCGAGGACUACCGUCUGGGGGACCCAUUUUCAACUUUCUUAAUUCCCAACCUCCAUCACGUCCAUUGACUUGGACGCGAACAACAACUGCUGCUGCCCGGUGCAUGCCGUUCGUUUCAUUGCAUUAGCUCUUGUUUCUGUAUACAUCUUGUAUCCCUUUACGAGUCCUACGACCACGACCUCCACGACGAAAGAUCCUCAAAUCUUGGAUGCGACCUGCGGGCUGUCACUCCCCUCCCGACCCGGCGAGGGCUCACCCCAUAAGUCAAAAUGACCGAGAAUAGGCGUGUGGCCAAGGACAUUAUGUCCGGUCUGCUACUAGCUGCAACCACAAUAUCCGUAUACUUCAUCUUUCGUGACUACGUCGCUCCCCACGUCGCAAAGCUCAUCGAUCCCGACCGUGCCAAGCACGACCAAAACCUUCUAAAAGCUCAACAGAACCUGGCCAGGGUAAAAAAGUCGCGAGACGAAUCGAAGAUUGCCAGCGACGAGUUCGCCGACGAUGAGGUCGCCGAAGAUUCGCCCUCCGCCGUGCGGGUCGAGGACCUCGUCCUCAACGAGUACGAGAGCCAGGUAGCCCUGGAGGUAGUUGCGCCCCAAGACAUCCCGGUUGGCUUCGACGAUAUUGGCGGUCUGGACGAGAUUAUCGAGGAAGUCAAGGAAGCUAUUAUCUACCCACUCACGAUGCCGCAACUCUAUUCGCAUGGCGGCACACUACUGUCCGCGCCGUCGGGCGUGCUUCUCUACGGCCCUCCCGGUUGCGGAAAGACCAUGUUGGCCAAGGCUGUAGCGCACGAGAGCGGCGCCUCGUUUAUCAACCUGCAUAUCUCGACUCUUACGGAAAAGUGGUACGGCGACUCCAACAAGCUUGUUCGCGCAGUGUUCUCGCUUGCGCUCAAGUUGCAGCCGGCCAUCAUCUUCAUUGACGAGAUCGAUGCCGUUUUGGGAACAAGGAGAAGCGGAGAGCAUGAGGCUAGCGGCAUGGUCAAAGCCGAGUUCAUGACUCUCUGGGACGGUCUUACAUCUACCAACUCGCUCGGUCAGCCCGCUAGGAUCAUGGUUCUCGGCGCAACCAACCGCAUCAACGACAUCGACGACGCCAUUCUCCGCAGAAUGCCCAAGAAGUUCCCCGUCCCGCUCCCGGGCAAGGACCAGCGCCGGCGCAUCCUUGAGCUCGUCCUCGCCGAAACAAAGCGCGACCCCGAAUUCGAUCUGGAAUACAUUGCUCUGGUAACGGAAGGCAUGUCUGGAAGCGAACUCAAAGAGGCCUGCCGUGAUGCGGCCAUGGUUCCCAUGAGGGAGGCUAUCCGGAACCAGAAGGCCGCCGGAAAGUCGAUAAAGAAGCUGGAUCCCAGCACGGUGCGUGGCCUGCGCACAGGGGAUUUCUUUGGUCGCAAGGGAGGCGCGCCCAGUCUGGCGGCGGACAGCCGUCCCAGCUCCGUCAGGCCAGAGGCGGCGAUGAGCGCGAGGGAGAUUUAUGAAGUCGAUACUGAGACCGAGGACAUUUUGUCUUAAUGUGUGGUUGUGGGCGUUACCCCUGAGAAGUGGGAUUGCAAAUGAAACAAAGUGCCAGCCAAGCAGGCAGCAUUCGUGUAGGAUCAAAGGACAGCGAGGAAGCUUUGAAAAGUAUCAUGAGCGUCAUAUGAUUAUUUCAAAAGACUUGUUAAGGGCAUUUGUUAUGACCAGGUAGAGGAAUUGGAACAGUACACACUACAAGACAGGAGGCGGAGGCGCAGUUCAUUGAACCGGAUAGAACUCUCAACUUUGACUGGUAGCCUUGCUUGAUAUCUCGGGCUUAUCUUGGUUUCUGGAAGUCUCAUGGAACAUUCAAAUCGGUCCUACCCGCGUGUGACCCAGAUACCAAUAUCCGAGUCCGACCUCUCCAGGCAGAAUCGCGAUUCGAAACUGUAAAAGUUCACCGAGGAAGUCCUGUCCGAAGCCCUUUCGAGUCCUAUCUAUACUCGUCGGUUAGGUGCACGCACUGGCCACAGCCAUGUGGGGCC